This is a messenger RNA of Nilaparvata lugens (brown planthopper), 5655 nucleotides long. RefSeq names its product activin receptor type-2A (gene put). Lineage: Eukaryota; Metazoa; Arthropoda; Insecta; Hemiptera; Delphacidae. The record is from RefSeq and is a predicted model, not a curated record. The transcript has 12 exons. Gene Ontology annotation, cellular component: plasma membrane; activin receptor complex. Gene Ontology annotation, molecular function: ATP binding; activin receptor activity; metal ion binding. Gene Ontology annotation, biological process: protein phosphorylation; cellular response to growth factor stimulus; activin receptor signaling pathway. Bases 407 to 2041 code for a protein of 544 amino acids.
AAAAAUAAGCUUCGCCAUGUUAUUUUGUCUAGAUAUCAGAUUAGAGAUGUUUAUUUGUGAUCAUUGAAGUUGACAUUUGCAACGAAAAGUUACGUACUAGUGUUUCAACAAUGAGUGUGCAUUGAAUAAUAUUAUUUAGUAUCUUAUCUAUAAAUUAUUAAUUGUUGAUUGAAUCGCAGUGACUUCGUUUCAUUCUGUGAUUUUUGGGAAUUUAUUCACAUGGGGUUUCAAGAGCGUAGUUUCGACAGCUUUUUGGUACCCGUUGUUAGGAUACGACAUGGCACAUAAGAAAAGAGCCUUUCCAUCUACCUCAUCACUCAUCCGAGUGACACAGUAAAUAUAAUAUAUUUACUAUUCUGAUGACUAUAUAAUUGACGUCUGGUUAAUUAUGCAGAAAUUUGACUAAAUGACUUCGACUACUGAAAAUAAAACUGCGAAGAAAGGUUGUACUGCUGAACUCUCGUUCACCAUGGCAGUCUUUUCGUGGCAUAAAGAAUUAGUUCCUCUGUGCAAGUGGCUCACAUUAUGCUUCAUUCUCGCCAUAUGCUUGUUACAUUCGACGAGUGGCAGUGCGAUAGUGGUGACGACUCGCUGUGAGUUCUACAACUACACGCAGUGUGGCGAAACUGGCAACCCUGACAGCUGCAACGGCACCGAGGAGUGUCCCUCGUCCGAGCCCGACAAGCGCAGUCAGUGCUACGUCGUCUGGCAGAACAACAGCCACGGAAAACCAUACAUCUACAUGAAAGGAUGCUUUCUGAACAACAUGGAGUGCUACAAUCAGCCGAAGUGCGUGCACAAGAGAGGAGAAUCAAAGCACAACUUCUUGUUCUGCUGCUGCGAAGGUGACAUGUGCAACAAAGACUUCACUUUCGCACCCGUGCCAAGUCAAGCACCAACGCAACACUCUAAAACGCCAAUGGAUCACAAAAAUGAUCAGCUGAUGAACACUCUUCUGUACUCGUUGAUACCGGUCAUAGCAUUGAUGGUUGCUAUUGCAAUAUUCUACUGGGUUUAUCGCCAACGAAAGAUUGCUUAUUUCCAUGAGGUACCGACUAUGGAUCCUCACCAGCUGUCAGUACCUUCGCCAUUGCUGGGCCUGCGACCAAUUCAGCUGAUUGAGAUAAAGGCAAGAGGCCGUUUUGGUUCGGUGUGGAAGGCCCAGUACAAGUCGGAUACGGUUGCCGUUAAAAUUUUUCCAAUUCAGGAUAAGCAGUCUUGGCUGGCCGAACAGGAGAUCUUCAAGCUGCCGCACAUGGACCACGAGAACAUUCUGCGCUACGUGGGAGUGGAGAAGCGAGGCGACAACCUGCAGGCCGAGUUCUGGCUGAUCACCGCCUACCACGAGAAGGGCUCCCUCUGCGACUUCCUCAAGGCCAACGUCCUAACCUGGGCCGAACUCUGUCAUGUCGCCGAGACUAUGGCUAGGGGCCUGAUGCACCUGCACGAAGAGCUGCCGGCGAACAAGGCUGACGGCUACAAGCCAGCGAUCGCGCACCGCGACUUCAAGUCGAAGAAUGUGCUGCUGAAGGCCGACCUGUCCGCCUGCAUCGCCGACUUUGGCCUGGCACUCGUCUUUCAGCCCGGCAAGCCCUGCGGCGACACUCACGGACAGGUUGGAACUCGGAGAUAUAUGGCUCCUGAAGUGCUGGAAGGAGCAAUCAAUUUCUCGAGAGAUGCUUUCCUGCGUAUCGACGUCUAUGCCUGUGGUCUCGUUCUCUGGGAGUUGGCAUCCAGGUGCACAGCCCAGGAAGGGCCGAUAUCAGAAUAUCAACUCCCUUUUGAAGAGGAGGUUGGCCAGCACCCUAUACUGGAGGACAUGCAGGAGGCAGUAGUGCACAAGAAGCUGCGGCCUGCUAUCAAAGAGACCUGGAAAAGACAUUCGGGUCUGACGGCGCUGGCGGACACGAUGGAGGAGUGCUGGGACCAUGACGCGGAGGCGCGGCUGUCCGCCUCCUGUGUGAUGGAGCGCAUCGCCUGGCAGUCGCGACUGCUGCUCCCGCACAUGCAUCCGCUACUGCUCAACGAAUCGCCCAUAUAGAGACGGCUUUCUGUCGGCAGACAUGAAACUGCACUGGACAUCAGCGGAUGCUAUUCUCUCGAAUAUUCCCUGUUGUAAUAUGAACUUCACUCAAAACAGAUGAAUUUAAAGUUCAAAAGUUUGUGCCAAAAAUUUGCAGAAGACAUUUUGUUCAACUUCUACUGCUUGGAGUAAUACUGCAUCAAUUAUUAGUUGGCGGAACUGUGUGAGUUGAAAAACAUUACUACUCUGUCGGAUACUAUUGCUAAUCAGUGUUGGAACUUUAUGUGUUGAAACAGUUGAUAAUUCUGGUUAGUAGGGGAGAUUUGAAAAAUACUUUUGUGUAAAUUGUGGUUAGUAUAUGUGUAAAAUAUUAGUUCUAAAUAUUUGUACAAAGUUUGAUUAGACUGUAAAUGGUGGUUGGUAAUUAUUUUGACACUGGCAGGAUAACAGAAAAGAUGGUUUAUUUUAACGAUCGUUGAAACAGGGUUCGUACCUCGAUUUAUCAUUUAAUAUUUUUAUUGUAGGUAUGUUUACUGGUUAAGUGUAGACACUUGUUAACAUAAUAUGUUGGACAAGUUCUCUCUAGAUACUAGUUUAGAUAUUGUUUGAUUUGAAAAUGUUGAUUGUUGAUGUGUCAAAAUGAUUGCAUUAGUGUGAUAAUAGUAUGCGGCGGCGUAUAAAUGAAAUGACUGAAUGAUUGAUGAUGAUUAAUGUGAAUGAGCUAUAGAAUUAGUUUUAUCAACGACUAGUGUAUAUUUUAUAACUGUAUAAUAUUUAGAAUGUUUUGCACGAGUUUUAAAUGUUGUGUGUAUCAACUACCUGUAAUUGUUGGCUAUUGUCGUAUAAAUAAUUAUUGUAGAUACUACUAUAAUUUCAGGCUCAUAUUUUGUGUUCUGUGUUCAACACUUGACAUCGGUUCCUUACAAAUUGAAAAUACCUCACUCAUAUCUAAUAACUAAUACGAAUACGUGCUCUUUGUCUAAUAUUACCUAUGAACAAUUGUAAGCAUAUAUUUAUAGAUCCUUUUAAUUUUCUCUAUGCGUAUUUGGUUUCUAUCCCGUUUCCGUAUUCCGUAUUUAAUUUCUACGAGAUGGAAACCAGUUAUUCGUAUUGGAAUCGCCGGUCAUGAUACAUUCCCUUUUUGCAACGAUACGCAUUCGUCCAUUCAAGAAAAAUAGUAACAUACUUCUUUCUCAGUUAUUAAUUUCAUGUUUGUCAUAUUAUAAUUUAUUAGUAUUUAUUCGUAAUGUAGUCGAUUCUUGAUAUUUUUUCAUUAAACUAUUGUAACUAUCCAUUUAAGAGAAGAAUAGUGCAAGGUCUUGUUGAUUCUAGUACCGUAACUUUUUAGAAUGUUAUUUUUUGUAACUCACAGCUUUAAAUCGAUUUAUAAAGUAUAUUUUUAUUUUAUUAGUUCAUCGUUAGAUUCCUAUAGAAACGUUUGUGUUGAUGUCUGUUCCUGUCUUAUGAUAUUAUUGUCUGUUCAAAUCAUUAGUUGUUGAAAAGUGGAGUACACUAUAAAUACAAAUAUGACAGAAAUGUGGAAUUGAGUUGGAAAGUUUUUUUUUCAGUGCUCAUAAUACACUACUGUUACUUAUUGCUUAUUGUAUAGCUACAGUUAUAUCAGAAAGCCUUGCUUGAUUUUAUGACCGAUCGUCAUCCCGUCCUAUAAUUCCCCGUCCUUUUAACUCUAUUGCAACAGUGAUUAUCCAUCGUAUUCCAUAUUAAAUUCUAAUUUUAAUGUAUCGAGUCAAAUACACCGAUCUACUACAUGUUGUCAAGUUUGCAAACAUUUAUGAAAAUUAUAAUUUAAAUUUUUAAUUUCCAUGAUUUGUAUAGUUUUUUUACUGCACUAGCAACUGCUUUUUUCAAGAUAGGUCUUAAAGUACAACCUAUUUUUUAAGUAUACCAUUUACUAUUUACUUGAUACAAGUAUUUCACUAGAAACGGAACUUGAUAAAUUUUGCCAGGUUGUCAACCAGAAGAGAACCAUACACCACUAGAAAUGUUACAACUACAGUAUAUUCAAUUAAUCUCUGACCAUAUAAAAUUGAAUUGCUUAACUCUAAUAUCUCUGAUUUUAGAAUUGUAAUUGUCUAUUAACCAUUGUAUUACUUUGUUAUUCUCAUAAAGUCAAUUGAAAUAGUUGACCAAUUGAAUUUAAUGCAUCACUAGUACCUCAACUUCUUGAGAUGAAUUCCUAUAAAAAAUCUCCAUAAACAAUUAUGUGGGGUCUUCUCCAGAUGGAGAUUCUUGUGAGGAUUAAUGGUCAUAUAAAAAUUUAUGGGAGCCAAUGUGACCAUAUCAUUGGGCCAAAUAACAUGCGGCUCAGGCCAAGGGUGAUGCCCACAGUUUUAUUUUUAUUUUGAUAGAAUAAUGUCAAUUCGGUCAAAAAUGUUAGUAAGCAAAAAUGUUACCUAUCGCUAUAAAGUUUUUGAUUCAAUAUUACAUAGGGCGGCAACCAAUUUGACCAAAUCGUGCAUCAAACGACGCUUUGCGUUGUACGGGGUCCGACUAGUUUAUUUUUGAAAUAAAUUAUACUAUCAAAUGAUGAUCAACAAACUGAACUUUCAAACCACUCACAAAAACGUUUAUCUGUCGCUAUCAACGUCUUGUUUUAUAAAUCUUUUGUAUAAAUUAGUUGAAUAAUAUUGGUAUUUAAUUCUCCUAGCUUCAAAUUUAAUAUCUAAUCUAAAUUAAUUAUUUUUAGUAAACAAUUCAAAUGUAGCUGUAGGUAUAGGUUUAUUCUCUAGCUCUAGUAGAAUAAUUUAAACAUUAUUUAGUUGAGUGAUUGAAAUUAUUUUCCUUUUCUUUAAACUAUUCUUGUUAAAAAUGAUAUCCCUUAUUUUUCCGGCUAUAGAAUCAUAGGAAUAUUAGUUGAAAUUGGAGAUAUUAUUCAAUUUUUGUCGGUUUGAUUGUUGCUAAGUAGUUUGACAUUUAUACUCAGAAAAAGAAAUAUUGCAAAACAUCAUUUAGGUUUUAACUUUUGCUCAAUCUCAGACGAUUAUGCUUCGAUCAGAAUCCUUUUAAAAAUCAAAAUGAAAAGUUACUAAAAUGAAGAAAUUGAUCUAUUCAAUUACCACGAUUCAUUCUAUGUAUAUUCUAUCACGGGGUUAUUAAUAAAUCUCAAGUAUAGUAAUAUUAUUGUAUUCAUAAAAUAUUUCAACAAUCAGUAAUUUCCAAUGCAAUUCAAAGAUUCGGCUUUAUCAUUUAAUUAUGCUCUCCAUAUAGAACCAUCGCUCUUUGUAUUUUAUUUUACUAAAACUAUGUGAUAAAUUCUUGUACCAACUACUAGCUUUUCAAAGUUUAAAACCAUCAUAGGAAAUAUUUUGAAAACCUUUUUUACCUACCUUAUUUCAUGCCUAUUUCCUAUACCAGUUACAUAUUUUGUAAAAUGCCUCACUCCAACGGUUGUGAUUUUAAGAACUAAUUUUAUUGAUUUUUGUCUAGUUGCUUUUAUAACGUUGUUCGAUUAAAUAUUGUUAAUUUACAAACUCCAAUCACUUAUGAAAUUUGGUAAGAUCUAAAAUUUAAACCAGCUAGUUGCUUUUCUCUUUCUGACUUCAGUCUUCACUUAUCAUUCCAUCUUAUUGUUUCACUAUUUGGCUCCCCUGUACCAUGUUCCCACAUAAAUG